Messenger RNA from Striga hermonthica, 501 nucleotides. Lineage: Eukaryota; Viridiplantae; Streptophyta; Magnoliopsida; Lamiales; Orobanchaceae. The record is from the annotation of a GenBank genome assembly.
AUGGCGAAUCACUACGGAGCUCAGGUCACCGCGAAUCAGGUUGGUUCGUACUUUGUUCAGCAGUACUAUCAGGUGUUCCAACAGCAGCGGGAUUAUGUGCAUCAGUUUUACAAUGAGUCGAGCACCAUGCUUAGAGUUGAUGGAGAAAUCAGCCAUUCAGUUUCUGAUAUGGUGAAAAUUCAUCAACUGCUCAUGUCACUAAAUUUCACUGGUAUUGAGAUCAAGACAAUUAAUUCACUUGAAUCAUGGAAUGGUGGUGUUCUUGUGGUGGUUACUGGUUCCGUCAAGUCGAUAGAUUUCAAUUAUUGGAGGACGUUCAUGCAGACCUUUUUCCUUGCUCCACAAGAGAAAGGUUAUUUUGUUCUGAAUGAUAUGUUUCAUUUUGCUGAUAACGAAGUGGCACACCAAUCUUCUGCACAAGUACCAAAACAGGAAAAUAAUGUUGAUUAUCACCCGGCAGUUUCUACUCAUCAUCCUGAUCAAGCAGGUACCAAUGAUUGA